Molecule: messenger RNA, 5292 nt
Organism: Fusarium graminearum PH-1
Lineage: Eukaryota; Fungi; Ascomycota; Sordariomycetes; Hypocreales; Nectriaceae
Exons: 3
Coding region: 1-5292 (1763 amino acids)
Source: RefSeq, a predicted model, not a curated record
AUGAAGCUGCUUACACUCAUUCUCUCGGCCCUGGUCGGCCGAGUGGUUGGUCUGGCUUCUACAGAUACCAUCACCUGGGGAGGCGACAACUCGCGAACAGGAUACCAAACCAACCAUAACAUGGACCCUGCCAUCGUAGGCAGCCCUCAAUUCGACAUCGUCUUCAAAACCGCGCUUCCUGGCCGCUACAUCAACGCCGCCGAGCAAAUAUUUUCUCAACCACUCGUUUACACUCCUUCAAACGACACCAAGCAAUUCGUCUACCUUGCAACCACGCAAAACAACAUUUACAAACUCGACGCCAAAACGGGCGUUAUCAUCGCGUCACGAAACAUCGGCAUUCCUUUCCUUACAGCGGAUCUGGAUGGCUGUGUCGAUGUUAACCCGACCGUCGGCGUCACUGCGACGGGUGUCAUUGACCCCGAUACGGAUACCUGGUACAUCACCUCCAAGACGUACGUCGACCAGAACUAUGGCCCAAAGCCACAAGGGAGGCCGGCCGGUCGGUAUAAGAUUCACGCUAUCAACGUCAACGAUCUUUCCGAACAGCCCAACUUCCCUGUCGAUCUCGAGGGCACCAUUGCACGAAACAAUCCCGAGCGCAUGUUCACCGGCGGCAUUCACCACCAGCGACCAGGUCUUCUCCAUACCGGACAAUUCGUCUACGCAGGCUUCGCUUCGCAUUGUGUGCAGUACAAUUUCACCGGCUGGAUCAUGGGCUGGGACAAGACCAGCGGCAAGAUUGUUGAGCGCUGGGCUUCCGAAGGCAUGGGUGUCAGUAACAACAUCUCUGGGGCUGGUAUCUGGCAAUCCGGAGGCGGCCUUGCUUCUGAUAACGCGGGAUCAAUGUUCUUCGCUACCGGAAACGGAUACGCUUCACAGCUGUCGACCAUCCCUGUCAAUGGAUUCACUCCUCCUACCGCGAUGGAACAAGCCGCCGUUCACAUGUCCAUCAACUCUGACGGUACGCUCUCGGUAGUUGACUUUUUCAUGCCUUUCGAAAAACAGGAACUCGAUGGUGCGGAUAAAGAUCUUGGAACGAGUCCGCUUGAACUUUUGCCGAGUCAAUUCUCAUGUGGCAACAUCAAGAGAAUGGGCAUCGUCACUGGAAAGUCUGGAAAGACGUACUGGCUGAACCUCGAUGACUUGGGUGGUUAUCGCAAUGGACCCAACUCCAAAGAUCGAGUCAUUCAGACCUUCCAGAAUGAGAAUUCUGUCUACGCAGGUGCUGGCGUGUAUCCUCUGGAAGGCGGUUACAUCUACAUCAAUGUCAUCCAAUAUCCCACCCAUGUCUUCAAGUUCUCUUGUCUCAACGGCGUUCCCUACUUCACCAAAGUCGCUGACAGUCCCACGAACAACGCUUACAUCCUCGGUGUCAGCCAUGGAACUACCACAUCCCUCAACGGACAGGAAGGCACAGGUCUUCUUUGGGUCUCUGAUGUUCAAAACACCAAUUUCAAGAUCUACGAUGCUGUCCCUCAGAAUGGAUACCUCAACGUCAUCCGAAACUUCACAAUCGUCGGCAUCACAAAGUUCAGCAGGCCAGUGUUUGGCGAUGGCAUGGCGUAUAUCGGUACCACAGUUGGCUACCUCUACGGUCUUGGCUCGACUAACAAGUACCCUCUUAACUGUACUUCUUCAGUUGACUUUGGAACAGCCAACUUCCAGAAUGCUACAAGUCCUCAGACAAUCAAUUGUACCGCGCUGUUCGAUCUCUCUGUUACCAACAUUAGUCUUGGCGACGCGACGAAUUACAACAUCACCAAGACGCCCAGUCUGCCAUUGUCCAUGUCAGCAGGAGAUCAGCUUCAAUUCUCGGCGCAGUUCUCUCCCCAGGGUGUUGGUCGCUUGGGCGGAAUGGUCAAUAUCAUGACUUCGGGUGUUUCAGACGCGUCUUACAGCAAGUCUACCAAAGUCCGACUUACAGGUAUUGGCACAAGUUCGAACGCUUUGUUGGAUGUCAGCCCCAAGUCUGUUGUUUUUACCGGUCUCGUCAGUGGUUCUCAAUCUACUACACAGACUAUCCUCAUUGGUAACGACGGUAGUCAGAACCUAACGGUCACUUCGGUCAUGUACACAAAUACUUCCUCAUCUGGUCCCUUCACUACCUGGACAGGCACUGGUAACCUGACAGUUGGCCAAUUCACACUUUCUGGGAUUCCCAACUCCGUUAGUGGUGGCGGCGAUAGUGCUAUAACUGUCCUCCCCAACACCGCCACGUCUGGCAACUUCACUGCUUGGGUCAAGUUCGUUACCACUGGCGGUAAUGCCACAGUCUCGUUGUCAGCAGCAGCGGGUGAUCCACCUACAGCACUUCUCGAGUUUCAGACACCAGAUAGAAGCGGCUGGGUCAAGUACGACCCCAACACUCCCUUCACCUUUGGCAACGUGACAGAGAACACAUCAAAGUCACUGCUCUUUCGAAUCAGCAACAAGGCUUCUGCUGGUGGUGUCAAGCUUGGACUCACUGUAUCGAAGCCUCCAUUUGGUGUUCCUGGUAUCGUCCGAUCAGCCAACCAGAUUGAUAUGGCCGAGGGUACUCUGAUUGCACCUGGUCAGAGUCAAACAGCUACUAUUACCUGCAAUGUCCCCAAGAGUCAGUGGAAUGUCCCGUCGUACAAUGGCACCGCACAAUGGACCAUCAACACCAACGAUCCGACGUGGAGUUUCGAGAAGCGCGCAGUUCAAUUCUUUUGCAAUGCCGUCGCCGAACAAGCCGCUCCUCUCCUUCCCAGCGGCCAGGGCCAAUACCAAUAUGUGGGUUGCUUCAAGGAGAACAACCCAAGCCGUCAGCUGUCCAGUCUUCUCUAUGCUAAUAGCUCCAACACGAACGAGAUGUGCAUCAACACUUGCGGCGAAGAAGGUCUGACAUUCUGCGGCACGCAAUACCGUAGUGAAUGCUGGGCUGGAAACAAGAUCCCCACCCAAAAGGUCGACGACGCGAACUGCAACUUCGACUGUGCGGGUAGCCUGAACCAGUACUGCGGUGGUAACGGUGUUGACGGAAGCGGUGCCUACAUCAGUCUCUUCGCUGAUACGCUUCAGUGGGAUGGAAGCUUAUCUGGUGGUUCAACUAGUGGCGGCAGCGGAAGUAGCGGCGGAAGUGGUGGCACAAACACACCGCAGGGACCCUUCGUGAAUCCCGGUGUUGAUGGAUACACCAGCAUCGGAUGCUACACUGAGGCAACUUCAGGCAGAGCACUCCCCAACGGACGAGGCAUAGACUCACCUACCGUGGCAGAAUGUGUCGAUGCCUGCAGCAGUGGGAACUUUGUCUACGCUGGAGUUGAGUACGGUGGCGAGUGCUAUUGUGGUAACACCUUUUCCGAUGGCUCCGUGCCAGCCCCCAUCGCCGACUGUGGCAUGCUUUGCAAUGGCAACUCGAGCGAGUAUUGUGGUGGUCCCAACCGUCUUAACGUGUAUCAGGUCAAUUCGGCUUACAGUGCUUCGCUGCCAACUUCGUCGUCUACGUCUUCCUCGAGCAGCAGUACCUCCUCCUCGACAUCAUCGUCGUCAAGUACUUCGUUGUCAACCUCCACCUCGACUUCGACCUCGACUUCUAGUACUUCUAGCUCCAUAAGCACAAGCUCUACAUCCAGUAGUACUUCGACUACCAGCACUUCUACUUCAAGCACCACGACUUCAAGCACCACGACUUCAAGUAGCACUAAAACGAGUAGUACCACCACAAGCUCUACUUCGUCUUCUUCAUCAACUUCUACCAGCACUUCCUUGAGUACCUCGAGUAGCUCAAGCAGCUUGACUGGUAAUGUCGCCGGUGGUGCAAACGCCGCUUCUACUUCCACGUCUACCAGUACCACGAAGACCUCCACUUCCACAACGAGUAGCAGUUUGACCAGCAGUUCGAUUUCUAGCAGCUCAAGCACUACCUCUCAAUCCACGACCUCGACGACCUCAAGCACCAGCACGACGAGUACAUCGACGACUAGUUCCAGCACAUCCAGCUCUAGUUCAAGUAGUUCAUCGACAUGGACAACCUUUUCUACUGCCUCUUCUGUCAGUAGCCGAUCAACGACUUCCACAACGAGUUCUACUACGUCUGUGGCAGUUCCCUCCAGCGCAGGUGCUUCGAGUAUUGUAUCAUCUAGCACAUCAUCGUCCGUGACUAGUCGCACAACGUCUGCUGGCACGUCCUUGGUUGUACCAUUAACCCAAGUUGCCGGCCUGUCGAGUGUUUCAUCAUCUGGGUCCUCACUGGUCGCACCUUCAGUUAAUUCCCAGGCAACUGCCCCAUCGGCACCUUCAUCUGCCGGUUCUUUGGUGGUUGCCCCUUCAAGCUCUAUCGGAGGCGUGUCAAUUCCUUCGUCUGCUGCCACAUCGUUGAGUCUCCCAUCAGUCAGUUCUCAAAUUGGAGGAUCAUCAAUUGCCUCUUCUGCUGGUGCCUCAUCCGUCGCCUCCUCGUUGAGCUCUCAGGUUGUAGUCGCACCGGGUAUCUCAUCUGCCUUUACUCUGGCUGGAACUUCCCGCACGACGUCUACCACAUCUUCGACCGCGACCUCGACAACGUCGUCGACUUCAACCACAACCUCCCGCACCUCAACGAGUACCACCAGCUCAACCACAUCCUCCGUCAACCCUGUCGCUACAGGCCCUUCCAUCUCCGACAAAAUAGGUACAUGGUCAUUCCAAGGAUGCUGGGCAGAACCCCUCUUCCUCAUCCGUGCGCUCAGCUCCAAGACCACCUCAAGCAACGACAUGGACCUUGAUGCUUGCGCCGCCUUUUGUACAGGCUAUACGUACUUCGGUGCCGAAAACGGUCGUGAUUGUUAUUGUGGAAAUUUCCUUAACCUCGGAAGCUACCAAGCUCUCAAUCAAAAGGACUGCUCCGCUACUUGCGCAGGCGACAAGACACAGUAUUGCGGUGGAACGCAAAGACUACAACUUUACAAAGCUGGCAAACCCACGACUGGAAACAAGAACUUUCAAAGUUACGCCUGCGCAUCUGAGCCGCUCAUAGGCCGUCUACUUACCGACCUCGUCCUUUCGGACUCCAGAGCUAUGACAGUCGAUACGUGUCUCGACAAGUGCGGCAACUACAAGUACGCUGGUGUUGAGAAUGGACGUGAUUGCUAUUGCGGUAACUCUGUUAAUUGGCAGGGUCUUAUCGGACAGGGUAAGAAUGUUUCCAUGACGGAUUGCAAUAUUAGCUGUCCUGGUAACAACCUUGCUUAUUGCGGUGGGUUGUUGAAGAUGAAUUUGUACAUCAAUAACUCUACUGCGAACGCGUUUUUGAGUAGGCAUAGGAGAAGACAUGCGAAGGGGCUACUGUAG